AUGUACUCUCCAAACCAGCCAAUUUACGUCUACUUCCCGACUGUUCAACUUCAACCGACACCUUGGUUGUUUAUUCCAAAUUCCAGUCAACCAAUUCCGACGCACAUCCAUCAUGUGAACCCUCUUUAUUAUGCCUAUCAAAAUGCUCCAAUUUACGCUUAUCCGAGGGUAUUUUUGCUGGUAAACGGAGCCCCUAUUGGAUAUCCAAAUCAACCAGUUCAAGCCCAGUUUCAUCAGCCAAAUUUAUGGUCAACAUUGGUUGAUAAUCCGCAUACUAGUGGCGACUCAGGUCGGUCAGAGAGUCCAGAAGUCAUUUUGCGAGUACCUCAGAGAAUGCAAAAACCUUCAGCCAGUUGUCAAAGACGUGAAACCGAAUUCCGACCCAUUCAAACCCGGAGUUCUAACCGCCAAUCAGUUUAUCGACAUCAAUGGGUAAGUCGAAUUCAAUAUAUUUCAGAUUUUUUAGAAAAAACAAAGCGAAGAAAAGACAGAACAUGUGCAAACACUUACCCAAAAAUUCUUAAUUUUUUCAUCUUAAUUUUUCAGGCAAACAACUACGAAAUCUCCGAAGAUCAACAAAGGACCCAAAAUCCCACUGCUUAUGUCGACUGCGCAAUUUGUCUUGAGAAGGUGCAAAACGAAAGAGGAUUUUACUGCCGAGGAUGCCAACAAACAAUUGGUUGCCGGCCUUGCAUUACGAAAUGGCUGA
Bursaphelenchus xylophilus (pine wood nematode) is the source of this 709-nucleotide messenger RNA. The record is from the annotation of a GenBank genome assembly. NCBI's taxonomy places the organism in Eukaryota, Metazoa, Nematoda, Chromadorea, Rhabditida, Aphelenchoididae.